Octopus bimaculoides (California two-spot octopus) is the source of this 2020-nucleotide messenger RNA. RefSeq lists its product as uncharacterized. The record is from RefSeq and is a predicted model, not a curated record. Lineage: Eukaryota; Metazoa; Mollusca; Cephalopoda; Octopoda; Octopodidae.
GCUAAACAGACUUAAAUUUAUUCUUGCAGAACUUCAAACAUCUUCACUGGCAACCGACCAAUCUGCCAUCAUCCUAAAUAUUUCCAUCUCAACUGACCAAGUCUACUACCAACCCACUAAAUAACAGACAUGGCUGACCAAAUUCCAAGACCCAAAAUCAGUGAUGGUUAUUUGGGAAUGCAAGCGAAAUUCAAUGAAAUUGGUUUGUCAACUUUAUCCCAUGAAGACCCUCUUCUGGAAUUGAAUGGAAAUGCCAUAGAAAUUAUCAUUGGAUACAACCAACCUACCCGAUUCACGACCAAACUAUUGUUGUGUAAUUCCGGCGGUCAGGACAAUCCAAACUUUGUUAUGGUGAAUAACCUCCAGGGCCGUAUGUGUUAUACGAUCACUGUGCCACAGAUAGGCUACUACAAGUUUCAAAUCUAUGCCUUGCCAACCUGUGAGGCUGGUCCGAACAUGGUGAAUGUUUUUAAUUAUGUGCUCUUCUUCAAGGAAAUCACUGAUGAGUUCAGACCUUUCCCUAAACAGUAUCCACCAUGGAAAAAUGGCUGCUACAUGUGGGAACCACGUGGCAUACCACAUGGCUGUAGGGCACCUGGUGUACCAUUUAAGGUACAUUUACCAAAUGCUCAACAGGUGAUGGUGACUGCUGGUGGAGAGUGGACAGAACUACAAAAAGUAGAAGAUUGUGUUUUCCAAGGACUUGUGGAUCUCAGUCGGCAAGAAAUGGCAGGAGGUGGUAAAGUACACCUGAAUGUGAAGGGCAAAGGUCAAACCCAGUACACCACGUAUUUGGAGUAUGAUGUCUAAAGCCAUACGGAUGAUCCCUCUUCCCACUGACCUUUUCAAUAAUUUAUACUUUAAUUAAUUCCUUUUUUUAAUUUUUGCUUCCCCCCCCCCCACAUAUUAUGUUCUUUUUUUUUUCACUAAAAACUCAUGUUUUAUGCACUAAAUUUACAUUCUGAACUUAAAGACUUUGCUUUGUCCUAAGUUGUUAUCAUUGUUGCUGUUAGGAUUAUUAUUAUUAAACAGGGCAGUGGACAAGAAGAACUGGUAGAGUGGUGGAGAAAACAGUUUGCAGUAUUUAGUUACAUCACUGUAUGUUCUGAGUUUCAAAUCCUGCCAAAGGUGGUUUUACUUCAGAUCCCUUUGGGGCUUGAUAAAAUAUGAACAAGUGAAGUAAUGCAAUCUAUUUGAUUGACUGAACACAUCCACAAGAACUUAUGGCCUUGUGUCCGUUUAUCUGAGAACUCAGUUAUUACAAUGGUCAGUGGAUUGACAGAAUUAGUGAAAAGGCAGAUGGAAAUCUAUUUUAGCAUUCGGUUAUAUCUCAUAACAUUCUGAGUUCAAUUCCUGCUGUGACACAUUUUGUCCUUCAUUUUUCUGGGGCUUGAUAAAAAAAAAGAACCAGUCAAGUACUGGGAGAGACCAUUCCCAUUCUAAAUUUGUAACCUGAUAAAAUCAUAGCAGUGCCAGAAAAAAAGUCCUCACAGUUUUACUUCCAGCACUGAGUUCAAAUCACACCAAGGUCACUCAGCCUUUCAUUUCUUCAGGGUUAACAAAAUAAAUUACCAGUCAAGUACUGGGAUCGAGGGUAUUGGCUUGCCUCCCCCUCCGCUCAAAAUUGCCAACCAUGUGCCUAAAUUAGAAACACUUAUUAUUUAUAUUAUCAAAUCAUAACCAGUUUUCAUUAUUUAUUUAAAAUGUGCUUCAAAAAUGCUACUGAAGUGGCUUUAAAUGACCUUCACAGGAACACAUGCAAAUUGAUGACCCUUGUGGGGACACGUAAUUUAUUACCUUGGAAUGCUACAUAAUUCACCUCUAAAAUUUUGUGUCUUGUUUGAGUGUCAAGGCUUGCUAAAUUGUAUCACACUGUCUCACACAUAUCUAUGUCAACGAGAUAUUCAAUGUUCAGUAUAGUGUUUUGACAAUCUGUUUGUUAUUGAUUGACAGACAACAUAAAGCUUAAGGGUUCUCACCUGAAAUUCAUUGUGAAUAAACAAUUGAAAUAUUUCGACUA